AUGGAGUUAAAUGAGACUCUAGAAAAUAUUAAACAAAGCAAUGAAGAACCUUUACUAUUACAAAACCUUCAGCUUCUAGUUCUAGCAGAAUUAGCUAUAACAAAUAACAACUCAGAUGAACAAAUGCAAAUGAUAACUCAAGAAGAUCUAUUAUCAGAUAUAGAAAUGCUACCAAGGCUAUAG
Molecule: messenger RNA, 183 nt
Organism: Cetraspora pellucida
Lineage: Eukaryota; Fungi; Glomeromycota; Glomeromycetes; Diversisporales; Gigasporaceae
Source: the annotation of a GenBank genome assembly